AAAUAUUAUAUAUAUGUACAUAAAAAUGUAGCGAGCGCUGCCGAGACGCGCAAACGAGCGAACAGCACCCCACAGCGGGCUAUGUACACACACACUUUCGUACCAUGAUGGAGGCAGCUAGCCGUCGCGGCGGCGUAGCGCUGAGGCAGGCAACGAACAAACCAAACCGAACGAACCUACGAGCAAAUGAACGUGUAGCGCACGAACGGCCAGCCAGCAGUACUACGGCCAAGCAUUUCAUUUAGCAAAAGCAGUUUUUAGUUUCGAGUUUUGUGCUGUCGCUGUUAGUUCGGCCGCAAAUUGAAGUUUAGUUCCUUUCUGGCUGCUGUCAAAUGUCGUCAUGUUUUCUUGAACGUACGCGCGACGCGGCAAUAAACAACAAAACAUAAAAUCCAAGCACUAAUUUGCAAACAGCAAACAAGUAAUUUGUGAAAGACGUGACAAGUGAAAGAAAUCUAGAAAUUCACAAAACAAUAAAUUAAAUUAAUUAAUUGAAAAUAUUUGGAACAAAAUAAUAACAAUUAAGUGAAACAAUUAAGACGCGCUGUCAACGCUAGCACAUUGGAUUACGGCGUUUGACUGAUAAAAAAAUUAUAAAAUAAAAUUAACAGCAACAACAAUUCAGGCAUUGCUUAAUUUAAUUAAAUGCCAAUUGAUUGAAAAUUUAUUAAAUAAUUAAUUCCAGCAAUGCAAACAGUUGUGGGCAGCAUUUCGAGUGAAGCGAGUGAUAACAACAUAUUUUGGAAGCACUAAAAAUUUUCCGAAAAUUCAUAAACUCUAGUGUGCAGUGCAAGGCAGUUGAAGCAGAAUAAACAAAACUGAAUUGUGAAAGUUUUUAUGCACGAAACGGAGGAAAAUUAAUUCAAAUUAAGUGCAAGUGACAAAAAAAUUGCAGCAGUCAACAAAAUUGUUACAAAAAACAAAUUAAAUUUUUACAGCUAACCGGUUCGUGCUCGAGUGAUUUGCACAACAAAACAAAAGCACAGCAACAACAACUGGUGUACUGUUUGUUUGUGUUGCAGCGGUGAAAUUUUGUUUGACGAAAGCCAAGAAAUCUAACAAUAGCAAGAAAGCCAGUUGCGAAAAAUUGGAGCAAUGCAAAAAAAGUGCUGGCAACGCAACAAAAAUACUUCAAAAAACAACAGCUAACAGUGUGAAGUAGAAAAAUUAUUUAAACAAAAAUUUUGCAAUCAUUUUUUCCUGCAAAACAUAGAAAUCAGAAAUUUUAUGAAAAAAAAAAACAAAAACAAACACAACAACAACGCACAAUUUACGCUGAUAAGCCGCAAUCUCUAACAAGGCACACGCCAUACAAAAUUAAUAAGAAUGUUAAGUGAUUAAAUUUGAGCAAAAACUAGGCGAAAGCAAAGACAUUUUUUAAACAAAAAGUUGAAAUUGUGGCAAAAUCAAAAAAAAUUCAAAUACAAGCACUAAAAUUGUGAGUGAGGCCAACAAAAUCGCGAAAGUGUGACAAAAUAAAAUAUUUUAUAUACAAAAACAAAAAUUGUGAAAGAAAACAAAUUUCAAAAAAAAAAUUAAAUAAAAUUUCCGCAAAAAGUAAAAUUGUGUUGGCAACAAUAAAAACUCGUCAAUUCGUUGUUGGACCAAAAGAUUGUGCGUGAGCAAAGUAAAUGUGCAGCGUUUAUGCCUUAAAUGCAAUUGCUGACUGCUAAAAUUCCUCAACGAACGCCAGCACGCACCACAACGCUGAGCGGUCACACACACACUCACAUAUAUGCUCAAGCAGUAACUGUGUGAGCGAUAAGUUGCAAGCAACAAAAGAACACGUGCAGCUGACUAGAGCGAGCAGCAACAGCAGCAGAUAAGCCAUAAAAUGUAAACAGCAGCUAAGGCAACAACAAAAACAAUAACAAACAGCAUUCGCAAAAUAGUGCAGAAAGAUUUAAGUGUGUGAAUGUGAAAAGAUAACGACGAAAUCAACCUAAAUUCCAAGUUCCUCAACUCAAAUGUAAUUCGAAAGGAUUUUCAACACUUCAACAGUAUUAUUGCAAAACAAAAAUUUAAGUAAUUACAACAACACAAAUUCCUAAUAAUUAAAAGUGUAAGCGAAAAGAAAUUUUGUGCUGAAAACAAAUUGCGAACAAAAACAACAAGAAAAGUCAACAGAACACACAGUAUCGUCUAAAAAUCCAACAACAACAAAGAAAACAGUGUAAAUUGCCUAAGCAUUUUCGGUGUGUUGAUUGAUUGGUGCAAGCGGCCGCAAGAAAGCCAGUGUUAAUGUGUGUUUUUUCGAGCGAUGCAACUGAUUGUUGACAAAAUUCCCAUGUUUUCGAAACAAACAACGAAACGCAAUUCCAAAAAGUAAGUUUGGCCCAACAAAAUUGUUAAUUAUUUAUUGAAUUAAAAAAUAUGAAAUACUUUCCUUUACUGUGCCGUAAGAAAUACGAAAUAAGUAUUAAUUUGUAAAUCGAAAAAAAUCGAAAUUCGAAAAAAAGUAUUUAAAUACAAACACCAAAAAAUAAUAAUUACUUGCAGAGCCGCCCUGAGGCAGAAAAAAUUCGCGCUCUCUAUUUCCAUGUGUGUGUGUAAUUGGUGAAGUGACAUUAUUUGCACGAAAAAGUACCGUAAUAAUAUUUUGCACUUCAGAAACUAGUACGAAAUACCAACAACAAUAACAAAAGCAACAACAACAACAACUAAAACAACAAAUCGUUUACAACAACAAUAAAUUCAAAUUUUGGCUAUCAGCACAACAACAGCAGUUACUGCCAUUUGCACAACAACAAAAACACAAUUGCAUUGAUACUGCUCCUACCACGGAUUUCUUAAUUGAAAUUUAGGUAAUACACAUUCAUUGACUGAAUUUGCAAACCUAAAUAGCCGUUUUGUUCUUUUGAACUUUCUAAGUGUCAGUUAAAUUCUUUGUUAAAUAAAAUUGACUUUUGUUGUUGUAAUUUUUUAGUAAACUAAUUUUACUGCCUAAUUUUUGAAUGCUGCUACUUUAUUUUUCCAAAUUGUUUGACCAAUCAAAUAUUAAGUGUUUUCGUAUAGUUGUUGUUGUAUAUAUUUUAAACAUAUCGAUUUUUCAGUCGUUAUUAGUUUUAUUAAUUCGUUCGAUGUCUCCUACUUAUGUAUACAUAAGUAGUAAACUUUUUCAUUAACGAAUUUUUUUAGAAAAAUUGUUUGUGUUAUUUUCUUAAGCGUGAAUUGAAAAAAAUAUAUAUAUUUAUAAAAAAAUAAUAGUGCAAUUUGUUGUAGCGAAAAAAUAAAUUUUUACGCCUAUUGUUGUUUGUUGUUUAUUGAUUUUUGUUGUUGUGAAAAUUAUGUUGUAGUUGGUGUGUGUGGAAUUUUUAAUGAAAAUUCAAAGGUAAAUUUUGAUUUAUGGCUUAUAUAAAAGAAAAAUUAAAAAUGAUAUCUGACUUAAACCGCUUACCAAACGAAAAUGAAAAAUUUUUAGUUUGCAUGAGUCAUAAAAAAUAUUUAAAAUACAUUUUUUUACAAAAACUAUUAACUGAAAAUAAAUAAAAAAAUGAUAUAACCUUUCUAUAUCAAAAAAAAAAUUUAUAAAUAUUUUAAUUUUUUUUUUGAAAAUGUUAUAAACUGCCUUUUUUGGAAUAUGUUACAUAAUUUAUUCCAUUUAAGUCCUUAAGAAAAUAUGCUUCUAAAUGUCAAUAACUACACUCGUACCCUUGCCCACCACUACUCGUUUAUAUUGAUCCUAUACUCACUAUAACUGCAAAACACCUGCAAAGAUUUUAUUAGAAUUUUACUAAAUCAAAUAGACAAAACGAUUUGUUUUAUUAGUCCUGGCAGGUUCCGUAAAAAAUUCAUUUCGUUUUUUUUUCAAAUUUAAAAAUCAAAAUCCUAAAUUCUAAAGGCCCGUAACUUCUCAUGACAAUCCGAAGAAUUUAAGCAUAGAAGUGGUGUUCGUGGCAAGAACAAGAAGUCGAGUUCGUUUGUUUGCGAAAUAUCUCGAAUAAAACGUUGCUCUCUGCAAAAAUCAGAGCAGUACAAAAAAGCCCACUAUGGCGAAGUAUUCUUGCCACGACACCCCCUUUCUAUGUGAGCAUUGUCAGGCACGCGGUUUAAGCUCAGUGAGAGUAGAAGACCCAAGACUAGAACUGUUGCGUGUCAAAGAACGUAAGGUCUUACGUAUAAAAUCCGAACCUCGCCCUUGUGGGAGUGAAGCAAAUAACAACAGCAAACACAAUUUUGAUCAAAAGGUAACUCAAACGCACAAAAGGCCGAAAAUCACAGCAAAUGUCACACAUUUUCCGAAUGGGAACUAUGCAAAGGAGAUGAAGAAGCAAGAAACAGAACAAGAACCUUCUACCUCAAAAGCGUAUUCAUUAAGAGAACGUACGGAACGAAAACAGCGCUCUUUGCCAGAAGAGGCGACUAUAAGUAAAAGAAAUGAAAGAAAUUCCCCCAAGUUAUGGGGGCCUCUAAAGCGCACAGUUUCGAAAAUACCUAAAGGGAGCGACACAGACGACACAGGUAUAACAAGAAAACUCCAAAUGAGAGAGUCAAGUAAAAAGCGAAAAGUAACACACAUUCCGGAACAAUACCCUGACGAAACACAUACAGAUAAAAGAUCAGAGAGAGUCGUUAAUAAGUAUGAAUCAACUAAUUCGACAACAGAAGAAACCACAAGCUCUUCAGAAUACUCUCAAGAGCAAAUGAUAUCCGUAAUAAAUGGAAAGAGUGAUGACAGUGAGUUAGAACGGUGGUAUAUAUAUAGAAAACCUGAAUCGAAAUCAAAAGAAAGAGGAACUAAACCUUCAGUAAUACCAGUGAGAAAAUGUAAGGAAACAACAAGAGUAUCGGCAACAACAUCUUCAAGCAGUGGUCAAGAAAUAGAAACGACUAAACCAUUUAAAGAAAGUGCUUCAGAAUACAAAUUGUUAAGAGUUUACCAAAUAAGUCCAUCAACGGGCACAAGUCCAAGUAGUAUAGAACAAAAGCUUUCAGAACACCAAGAAGUUGAAGAUCCGAAAGAUGAUGAAAAUGUGUCAGAGACAGACAUUAAAGAAUAUAUUUCAAAAACGAAAACUCCACCCCCGAUAAAGCCGAAACCAAAAUAUAAUAAAAUGAAAAUUGAAGGAAAUAAAGAGGACCAUGAGAAAUGCAAUAAUUAUUCGCCGGGACUAGAACUUCCAGAAAACAUCAUAACUAAAAAGUUGGAUUUCGAACAAAAAUAUAGUAGUAAAAAAUCCAUACGACAGUCGACAUUAAAAGAAUCUCUAAGUAGAAAAUCAAUAAUAAUUAUAUCAAAUCAAGGGAGUGAUUUUCGUUCGCCGAAACCAGAGCUCAGUACAGGAAGCAUGCAUUCCACUUCAUAUAUAUUACAGAGAAAAUGUGAACUGUUUGAAUCAAGUAUUAGAAUUAGUGCACCGAAUUCUUCACAAGAAACUGCGGCAACACAAUUAUUCGAACCGGUUAAAGAUACUCAAAUAACCACCAAAUAUUCUGAUUGCUCUUGCGAAAGUUCUUCUCAAAAAACAGAAUCUCAGCAGAAAUAUGGCGCUACCAGUACUUCUGAUAGCAUUCAAGAGCUCGACAAUGACGAAACUUUGAAUGAAAGCUCUUAUAUUCCCAUAAUAAAAAACGACUCAUUUGAAUCAAUUCAGCAAGAUUGUAGUAUUGAAAUGGAUCAAGAACGCUCGGCAGAAGUCGUUGAAAACAUGAUAGAUCGGCGUGACAGUCAUGGCACAAGUACUGAGAGUAAUUUAUCCGAAAAUUUGAAAGAUUGUGAACGAUUCAAAAACUAUCGCUCGAUAACAAAACUUCGUCGUCGGUCAAAUGUACCAGCAGUAGAAAACUCAGAUGACCAUCCCUUACCCUUAAAAAGACACGAUAAACUAGAGAAACAACUGUUAAAUGAAAAUAGGCAACGGCAGUUAAGUAAGAUGUUAAGAAGCGACAGUGAUGAACCACAAGAUUCCUUAUCAAAGAUUUUCGAGCAAGCCAAGAAAAAUUAUAAGGAAAGAAAAUUAUUGGAAGAAGCAGAAUUAUUAGAACAGAAAAUGCAAAGUUUUCGCCGGUAUGAAUAUAUACCCGAUCUAGAUGAAAAAAAUUACCCAUGUGAAGAAAAUGGAAGUGAAAAACCUUACAAAAAGCAACAUACUGCAUCUGAAAGUUUUAAGUCUACUGAAGAUCCCCUAAGUUGCCAAUGUCCAGAGCUGAGUACUAUUAUCGAAAGUACCAACAGUAAACAAUUUAAGAAUUCAGCACCCAAAAGGCAAGAACGUCAACAAGAAAGUACUGACUAUGAAGCUAUAAAGAGUGCACGAGAUGUAGCAGAAGUCACCGAGUUGAAUGAAUAUAGACAAGGCAGCGAUUUAGACAAUCGACUUUUGAAGCCAUUUAAGUAUCCAACAUGCUUAUAUGAAAGGCUAUCAAAAUAUCAACGAAUGAGCGAACCGUGGACCACGCGGACAAAGUCGGUACGGUCUAAGGAAACACAAACUUUACCGGAAGUGGAACAUGCUCGCUGGGAGAAUUCAAAAACAACAACACCUAACAGAGCAUUACAAAAACAAAAGUCAAUAAAUAGUGUAUCGGAAGAAAGCGAACGAUCGCUAGAGAUCAUACUCGUAUCUGAUAAACAAAGGUGUUUGGCUGAAAAGCAAGAUCCAUUCAAUGAUCUAACUAGAACGAAGAAAACGAUUGUAGAAGCGACAACAGAGAAUUUGUUAACGAACCACAAACAAUCAUUCGAUCUGUUAAGCCCCAAAUCAUCACAAGAUCACACAGAAUCUAGAAAAGACUCAGCUUUAAAACAGGAAGAUGCGGGCAUAAGUUGGGGUUCGGGAAACCGGAGAGAACGUGUAACUUCGGAAAACAUAAAUUUGGGAAAUAACGUUACAAAGAAGGAGAGACAAAGUCCAUAUUGCAGGAAUCCACCAAAUAAGCUUACCAAAAGCAAAGAAAAACAUAAAACUCACAAAGAAAAUAAAAUGUUUGAAAAUAAAAAGCAAACCGAUUGUGACUGUGCCAUGGAAAAGGUAGUUGAGGAGAGCACAUUACUGAAUAGUAAAAUGCUUGCAAAAAAGAUGAAGGAAAGAAUUGAAGAAGACGCCUUGCAAAGAAAAAACAAGAAAAGGGAAGAGGUGCGACUAAUGAAAAACAGAUCGUCAGCGGAAAAUGUCAUUCGAAGGAAACAGGAAAAGAAGUUAAAAAAUAAAACAGAAAACAGUUGCGAUGAAUGAUGAAAAGGUUUGGGUGCAAUGAAAUACACGGACAAUUAAAAAAUGGUUUAAGCGAAGAAAACAUGGAGAGGGAACAGGAAUAAAUGAUUAUAAGGAGAGUGAUGAACGUUGAAAAAGCAAGCCGGCAAAAUUAUACGCAAUAACAGUUAUCAGAACCAAUAAAAUAACAACAAAAACAGCUGACUACGAAUGUUCAUAUUCCUAUAAAGAAACUACUGAUAUAUUUAGUCGCUUGAAACUCUAGUACACAACACACAUAUGUACAUACAUUUGUUUGACUGUUCUCUCAAAAUGCUUUUGUAGACAUUUCGAACUAAUUUUUUAUUAAGAAAAAAUCGUCUUUCCAAACAACUUUCCUCUGUGACAUGACGCCAUAAAGUACGCCAAAUAACCAAAACAAACGCGCUUAGCUGCUGCAAAGACACUACGCCGCGGUCUCAAAUAUUUUCGCUUUUGCCCCAAAUUUCGAAAAAAAAAUUC
This is a messenger RNA of Bactrocera dorsalis (oriental fruit fly), 7655 nucleotides long. RefSeq lists its product as uncharacterized. The transcript has a single exon. NCBI's taxonomy places the organism in Eukaryota, Metazoa, Arthropoda, Insecta, Diptera, Tephritidae. Bases 3990 to 7175 code for a protein of 1061 amino acids. The record is from RefSeq and is a predicted model, not a curated record.